CAUGUGCUGAAGUACCUCAAGAAACACCAGAGAGGAGAAGUAAAGGCGCUUCUGUGCACUUCAGUGGAGGAUUAUACUCCGUCCGACGUGAAUCUCGAGGACUUUUUUCAGAAUGGAAAGUAUGAAAGCGAGGCAGCCAGGAAGUCGGACUUACCACAGUGGGUACUUGAUGCUUUGGUAAAAGGUAAGCUGGCCCCGUUCAUCAGCGAUGCUCUGGUACUAAGAAGUACCUUCCUUCAUGUCCAGGUGGAGAACAUGCAGAGACCUAGCGCGCACAGCACAGCUUUGCCCAUUCGACAGAUUAUCUAUGGACUGCUUCUGAAAGUAUCUCAAAACACUGAAACUGCUUCUUCGAGUAAACAGAGCAAUGAGCUGCCGGUUGUAUGUGAAUUUGACAGACUCCAGAAGACACUUAAAAAAACAUUUGUUCAAGCAGCAAGUCCACCCACAGAUUUUUAUGACGAUCAUUUCUCUUUGGACAAGUUAAUGGAGGUGCCCGAGUCAUGCCGUCAAACGCUUUUGCUGGACACUCUAGGAGUGAAUAUGAGUUUCCUAGAAUCCAUCCCCAGUCACUUACAACUCCCUGUUGCUGUCACCUGUUACUGGAUACGUUGUUCAGAACCAAAAGUUACACUGCAUCAAUUAAAGGCUUUACUCCUAAUGAUGGUGUCUGGAGAAUUGCACAGGAUAACAGGUGAUCCAGGCUUUACAGUGGGACCCUUGUGCAGAGGCUGUAUCAAGAGCUUAAAUCAACGCCUUCAGUGGAAAAUCUCUUCAGUUUGUCUCCAAAAAUGA
Pterocles gutturalis (yellow-throated sandgrouse) is the source of this 795-nucleotide messenger RNA. It is a transcript of the gene ASTE1, whose product is annotated as asteroid homolog 1 (Drosophila). The transcript has 3 exons. The annotation marks the transcript as partial. Lineage: Eukaryota; Metazoa; Chordata; Aves; Pterocliformes; Pteroclidae. The record is from RefSeq and is a predicted model, not a curated record.